Molecule: messenger RNA, 3415 nt
Organism: Mus caroli (Ryukyu mouse)
Lineage: Eukaryota; Metazoa; Chordata; Mammalia; Rodentia; Muridae
Gene: Arhgef37
Product: Rho guanine nucleotide exchange factor 37
Cellular component (GO): cytoplasm
Molecular function (GO): protein binding; guanyl-nucleotide exchange factor activity
Source: RefSeq, a predicted model, not a curated record
GCGCGCUCUGCGCGUGCACAGCAGACGGUGGAGCUUCCCAGAGCCGGGCAGCUGGAGCCCAGCGGGUGCAAGUGACUCCGGAGGGCAUCUGGCGCGUGCGCGGUGAGUCCAGCCCGGCGACAGGAUGCCGCCAGGAGGGCUGCGGGGAAACAGCUGCUGGACAGAUGAGAAUCUGUGGACAUGGCUGACUCUGGAGCAGAUGAGGCCUCUUCCAAGCCAGAGAGUCCUGAGCAGGAAGACCAGGGCUCUGAGGACAGAUCGCUGCUCCAUCAGAGGCUAGCCAUCAGAGAGCUCAUUGACACAGAAGUCUCCUACUUGCACACGCUCCGACUCUGUGCCUCUGACAUCAGAAGCCACCUACAGCAGCUGCCACCAGGCGAUCUGGACAUCCUGUUCUCCAACAUCGAUGACAUCAUCCAAGUGAGCAGCAGGUUCCUUCGAGGGCUGCAGGAGACAGCCUGCAGGGAAGAGGAGCAAGCGCACCUGAUUGGUAACUUAUUCUUGGAAUUCCAAGAGGAGUUUGAACAAGUCUAUAAAGUCUACUGUGCCAACUAUGACCAGGCCCUGCUGCUGCUCAAGGCGUACCAGAAGGAGCCAGAACUGCAGAAGGAGAUCCAGGGCAUCAUCGAAGCUGCCAUGCCACAAGCUGGACCUUCGGGUCUCAGUUUCUUCCUUGUGAUCCCUCUGCAGAGGAUUACCAAGUACCCCCUCCUGCUGCAGAAAAUCCUGGAGAACACACCUGCAGAUGCCAGCGCCCACCCUGCUCUUCAGAGAGCCACCUCUGCCCUCCAGGAUGUGAACGGCAAUAUCAACGAAUACAAGAUGCGCAAGGAAGUGGCCUUAAAGUAUACCAAAGUGGAGCAGCUGAGCCUUCGGGAGCGGCUGGCCCGCAUCAACACACAUACUCUUUCCAAGAAGACCACCAGACUGAGCCAGAUGCUGAAGCAGGAGGCAGGGCUAGUAUCCCGGACAGAAGACAAGGAAUUUGAUGACCUGGAGGAGAGAUUCCAGUGGGUGUCUCUUUGUGUGAAGGAGCUCAGAAACAAUGUGGUCGAUUUCAUGGGUAAUCUGGAGGUUUUCCUCAGCUUCCGGCCACACGAACGGUGCCUGGAUAUCCCCGGGGGACCUGCGGAGCAGUACUGCAGCCUAGCGAGGGACCUUAAGCUCCAUGCCUUUCUGCAGUUUAAGCAGCGGCUAAGAAGCCUGGUGUGGCAACCAUUGUGCAGUCUGGCCAGAGCCCUGGCUGGCCCUCAGAACUUGAUCAAGAAGCGCCUGGACAAACUCCUGGACUUCGAUCGAGUAGAGGAGAAGCUGUUGGAUGUGGGCAGCGUGACCUACGAGGAGGAGGCAGCCCGGCACGAAUACCAGGCCCUCAACUCCUUACUAGUGGCCGAGCUCCCACAGUUUAACCAACUCGUCAUGCAGUGGCUGGGUCAGAUCCUGUGCACGUUUGUGGUCCUCCAGAGAGACCUCGCCGAUCAAGUGCUACGAAGGGCAGAAAGCAGCAUGGCUCUGCUGCCUCAUCACCACGUCUCAGAGCCAGACUUCCAGAAGCUGCUGGAGCACACACUAGGCCAGAGCAGCAGUCAGCUCCGCCUCUUUCAGGAGAACUUUGAGAAGGUGCUUCCACCCUCCACCACUCAGCCACUCCUUCCAGGGUCUGAACACCAGAUGCAGGCUCUCCUUACCAGAUAUGGCCCUGAGAAGCUAUACCAGGUGUCAAACAACAUCAACGGGACUGGGGCUCUGGACCUGACCCUGCUGCGGGGCCAAAUCGUGGCCCUUCUACAAAACAAGGAUACCAAAGGCAACAACAGUCGCUGGCUGGUAGACACAGGGGGACACCGGGGCUAUGUGCCAGCUGGAAAACUUCAGUUAUACCACCCCAUCAUUCCCAGUGAGAAGGAGCUCAGAGGCCAGACAGGGACACAUGAAGACUCCUGGCUUCCAGCCCCAGAGCCCACCCAGCUCUCUGUUCCCACUGUCUCAACCACGAGUCAGGUGGUGGCAGUGUACCCUUUUGUGGCCAGAAGCACCCACGAGCUGAGUCUACAGGCAGGCCAGCCUGUGACCAUCCUAGAGGCCCAAGACAAGAAGGGGAACCCAGAAUGGAGCCUGGUGGAAGCAAAUGGACAGAGGGGCUAUGUGCCUUCCAACUUUCUGGCCAGGACCCCAAGCCCAACUCCCUGGGGCUGGAAUCUUCCCUCUUAGGAUGCCCUCUUUGGAACCCCCAUUCCUAAGGACUGAAAAGGUGUAUGACCUAGGGGACAUGGCACAAAGCACAGUGGGAAUGGGAUCAGUGUGAAGGGCACCCAGAAGUCAGCAGGAAGUGGUGACUAGGCCUUACAGAAUGCCUAGUGUGGGAGGCCACAGUGGGUGGCUCAGCAGUGCCACUCUUGUCUGCAUAAAGAAGCCAUCUCAAGGCCACAGCUGAUUAGCUAGGGCUUGCCACAGCUCGAAGCUCAUCCUACCUCUUCCCUCUCUCAUGUCUAGGAUGAAUGUUGCUUGUGUUACUCACAGGCAGGGCAUCUCUGAAGAAGACCAGACCUGCCUGGCUUGAUAGUACACUUCCCCCAGCGUUGCCAGGAAACACCACGGCUCACUAGUCAUCUUUUCUUUCUUGCUGCUUUGAGUUACUGUGAACAGUGAACUGUGGAGAGUCCUGCUCAAGGGGAAGCCAUGGGCCUAGGUUCUGAGGAGAUCCUCUACUGGGUCUGGGAAUGGGUGUGGUCUCUGCACAGGUGUGUACAAACUCGGAGGUGGUUCCAGGGAAGAGGGGAAUUUGAGGGUGGAUCAGUGGGUGUGCGAGGCUGAUUGCAAUGGUCUAGACUCGUGGUGUUUUCUUCAGACUAGGAGACAAAGGAACUUGGCAGUCAAUGCUGGUGGAGCUCUGUGAGACAGGUGACUACUGGCCUGGCGCUCUGGGUAGGUGAGGGAUGGUGUGAUUUCCUGGUUCUGGGUAGAAGAACCAGAGAACACAGGUGGCCUGGGUUUGCCUCUGAGGCCAUGGAGGCUGCAGGGAGCUGAGGUUGGGUAGAUGUGAGGCCUAAGACGUAGGACACAAUUGCAUUUUUCCACCUAGGAAAAUAACCAAGUCGUGGGAUGUGGUAAGGAUGUAUGUCAUGAGGCUGAGGAUCCUUGUCAACCAGGAAGCGUGACACUAACAUAAAGACUGUUAGUGGCGUUGGGAUGGUGCAACCAUUGGCUGGCUUGAGUUAGCAGAGUAAAGAAGUCCUGUGCCACCCCUCAUGCCCAAGCCAACAGUGUCCUUUUCCUUAAGCCCAGGCUCUGACCCCAGGCACAAUCAGCAUGGAUUAACAAUAGACACAUUUCGAGACAUGCCCUGUGUCUUAGUCAGGGUUUCUAUUCCUGCACAAACAUCACGACCAAGAAGCAGUUGGAGAGGAAAGGGUUA